AAUAGUCGAGACGAAAAUUCCUGAUAUUUGGCGACGAAGACACAAAAGUACGCUUAUCAAAGAUGGCGACUUCUGCUUUGCAAUUAAACAAAAUAUUUUGUACAAUUUUAGGUACUAUACUUGUUUGUACUUUUCCCAAAAACGUUUAUGGCUUACUGUGCCUGGUGAUAUUCAUUAUCUUAUUAUUUUUUUAAGGUCCCCGUCAAAAGAUAGCAUUAAAUUUGCGUUUUGCUACAACUUUAAAUUUGGCCCAGACCUGUAAAGCUGGAAGACAGAAAUUUAGGGAAAUUAAGGUGGGUUAUUCUUGAAAGUAGGUUACAGUAUCAUACCUCUGGACAGACCCCAGUACUUGGAGUAACAGGGGGGAAGUCAAUUUCACAUGAAUUAACAUUUUCCUUUUUAAUUUAUUAGCCUUGUGUGGCUGCUGAAAUUCAAAUUAUACACCCCUGGGUAGAACCCCAGCUCUGAGAUCAACAGGGGGUGGGCAGCAGUUGCAUUUUAUAAUCACUGGGUCAUUCCACAAAACACCCAUCCCUCCCCCACAGAGGAAAUUGGAAGUUAACCCCCCCCCCCCCCCAAUACCAAUGGGGGGUAGUGAAUGUCAAUCUUUUUUGGAACGGCCCAAUUUUUUUCCAGCCUUAAAAUCAAAUCUAUUUUUACAAACCCCCUGGAAAGACCAGGAUUAAUAGGGGGUGGUGGUAGCAGUUAAUUUCUUUUUAUCUAUUCUUUCUUUUUAUCUUUUCAGUAGAAAUCCAAUAUUCACUUUUAUACACUUCCCCCUGGAUAGACCAGAGUACUGGGAUAGACAGGGGGGUUGGCAAUCAAUCCUACAUGACAUCAUUUAUCUUUUCUUCCUAGCCUCGGCCACAUAAGCUACGUUUAGCAGCGGAAAUCCGAGAUCUAUUCCACAACAAUGAAAUGGUCGCAGUUCUAAGUUACUUUGACAUGAAAAAUGUUGAAUGGAAUGAACUUGUUUACGAAGUGGGCAAAAGUAACAUCAACUUUCUCUUUCUACCCAACAAGAUCGUUCACCGAGCUUUAGACAGCACAGCUUACGUCAAUAUUUGCCCACUGUUCAUAAGUACUACAGUUGUUGCAUAUUCCAAAGAUAUCCAAAUUAAAGGACUACUCAGUGCGUUAAAAGGUCAAAGGAAAGUUCAGUUACUUGGUGGAAAAGUUAACGAUCGAUUAUUCGGAUUAGACAAGUUAACCUGGGUGUCAAAAUUGCCUCCACUAGAACAACUCCAUCAUGAGAUUUCAAUGACAUUAUCCCAACCAGGGCAAAAUAUUAGACAGUUGUUAACGAGAAAUCAGCAAGUGCUCUCACAAAAUCUAGAAAUGUUAGCUAGUCCAGAGGAGAAAUAACUAUGUGAUGUAAUGUUGUAUAUACAAGAACUAAGAUAAAGUAUUUCUAUUAUGUAAAAUGUUGAAAAUAUUGAAAUGCUAAAUAAAAGUUUUUUGUUUGUAA
Molecule: messenger RNA, 1468 nt
Organism: Paramuricea clavata
Lineage: Eukaryota; Metazoa; Cnidaria; Anthozoa; Malacalcyonacea; Plexauridae
Source: the annotation of a GenBank genome assembly